Molecule: messenger RNA, 762 nt
Organism: Aplosporella prunicola CBS 121167
Lineage: Eukaryota; Fungi; Ascomycota; Dothideomycetes; Botryosphaeriales; Aplosporellaceae
Exons: 1
Source: RefSeq, a predicted model, not a curated record
AUGUUACCAUCGGGUUUCCGGGUAAUUGAUGUGGAGCGACGAUGCAUCGUGGAACCGAAAGAGACGAUAGAAUACUCUGCAUUGAGCUACGUCUGGGGAGAAGCGGCGAAGAUCGAACAACAGAAGCCAGGAAAGCUGACAAAGUCACUGCUGGGGCAGUUCGAACGCAGAGACAGCCUCUCACCAUCCGAGUUGCCAAGGACAAUCGAGGACGCGAUCCAAGCAUGCCUAGCUUUACGGAUCCAAUAUCUAUGGGUUGACCGUUUCUGUAUCAUUCAAGACGAUGAACACAACAAGGCUCGCCAUAUCCAAGCUAUGGGGGAAAUAUUUGCAUCCGCGAAUCUUGCUUUCAUAGCAACUGGAGCAAAUGAUAUGCAUUCGGGCAUUUCUGGAAUCAGCAACCCUCGAAAGGCGGCUCAAUGGACACUCAGUUCGUUCAGCUCGGAUCUUGUGCAGACGCUACCGGCACUAGAGGAUGCUAUUGUAAAUAGUAGAUGGAGUCCAAGAGCUUGGACUUACCAAGAAGCUGUGUUGUCACGCAGGAAGCUCUGGCUCACGAGUGCUGAGGUAUAUUUUCAAUGCGGCGAGGGGGAAUUUACAGAAGACUUCUUCGUAGACUUGAAUGGUUUUCCCAGUGAACAUACCCAACUGCUCUGGUCCGAAGGAAUCCCUACCAGCAAUUUGUACUUUCUACUUCUAGCACAGUACAGCGAGCGAUCUCUCACUUACAAUUCCGACGUUUACAACGCAUUCACUGGGAUU